Helicoverpa zea (corn earworm) is the source of this 2804-nucleotide messenger RNA. Its product is annotated as putative nuclease HARBI1. NCBI's taxonomy places the organism in Eukaryota, Metazoa, Arthropoda, Insecta, Lepidoptera, Noctuidae. The coding region runs from base 1641 to 2702 and encodes 353 amino acids. The record is from RefSeq and is a predicted model, not a curated record. The transcript is spliced from 3 exons.
AAUUGUUCAUCUCUGUAAACAUUUACCACUUUUAAAUCAAUAUAGGUGUAUAUCACCAGGUUACAGUAUUUUCUAUUGUGCAGUACAACUGCCCCUGAAUUUGUUGAUAGUAUGGAGAAUUCAUCUUUAAAUUCAAAAUACCAUUAAUUUCAUAUAAAUAAGGCACACUUGUGGAGGUUAUAUUUUGAGAUCUGCUUGCAUAUGGGCAUUUUAUUUCUAUGGUAGUCUCUGAACCCAACAAUGCAUCUGGUGAAGCUGCAAGAUGAGGCCGUUUGCUGAUGAAAAGCCCACAAGGCUCUGCUAUGAGGUCAUACAUUUUACAAUAUUUAUCUAAUGCUAUUUUUUCAUUUAUAAUGCCAUGGCUUGUCGCUCUGCUGAAGAGUGUCUUCUUUUUUUGUUGCAAAUGUUUUGCGUAGACCUUCAUUGUUGUCGCUCUUAAAUGACAUGUUGUAUGGAAAGUGCUAGCAGUUAUAUGUUCCUGCCUUUGGUUAUGCCAUUCAUCACUGUUACUUUGAAAACGUGUUUCCUCUUCAAUUUUUUUUAUUUGAUCCUCAGUUAUUUCUGACACCAGCAAAUUUUUCAACAUUUUAGAUUUUGGAUCUGAUCAGUCUCUAAGCUAUAGGGAUUGGCAGGUUCAUACAUUUGUUUGAGAGGCAUGGAGCUAUUAGGGAUUUAAAACCAAACUUCCACUAUCAUAGUUGAUUUUUUUUAGUGUAUUCAAAUAAUAAAAUUGGUUUUGCAUGUACCAUAUGUUCUAUCCCAAAUAAAAGAACAGCAACAUGUUUACAUGAAGCAUUAUUUCCGCUACCUGCUGGAAACUCACAGUGUGCCUCCAUGAUGUUUUGAUAUUGUUUCACGAUUGAUAUUGUUUGAAUGCAACUUCCUACGCCGUUUACUCGGGUAUACGUUUCGUAUGAGUUCCGGACUAUAUCUACCUGAUCGUUGUGGUACUGCAUAGAUUUCAGGAAUGGGAUUAAGUGCAUGUGCAGGUAUCGGUAACGCAUUAUCUUCAAGUGUUGGUUCUUUGUAAACUUGGGUAGUUUCUACUUUUUCGACGCUGUGUAUACCGAGAUGGUAAUGCUGACACACUUCCUCUUGACACCUAAAACAGCUUCGGCUGCGCAUCUCUAACCGAUCUCACCUCCAAAUGACUUGGUGGACGGCCAUAGUUCCUUUAAAAGUUCCUAUGUCUGUGACCUCCACAAUUUUUAUAUUUUGCAAUUGCGCUCUGGUAAUUUCAACUUACAAAAUGUCCCGAUGUUUGUUCCUGGGUGGAUUUUCAUUUUAUGAUUUAAUGUGAGGGUUUUUGUGUGACAUUACUUUUUACGUGAAUAACUAAAAAAUAUCAAUAAUAUUACGGUUUUGUAUAUUUAGGGUCUGUUUCACAAUGUACCGAUAAGUUCUGCACAAGUUCCGAAUAAGCUAUUUGUUACUUAUUCGUAGGAUAAACACAUUUUUUGCGUUUCACGACUUUCGAAUAGUGCUAUGUGUCACAUAAAGUCAGCGAUAAGUUAUGGGUCGGUUGAAGUUGCAAAUAGCACAGUUAUCCGACACAUAAGUAGUGUGUUUGACAGUUAAAAUUGAAUAACAUUUUCUUUCUUUCGUUCGUGUUGUGUUUUAAACAAUUAUAUAUUUCGGCAAUGGACAUUUUUGAGACUCUUGAAGAUGAGUUUGAUGAAUAUUUCGAUAGACUCACAAUACCUCGCAAGAUUCCUGUGUAUCGGGAAAGAAUAAACUAUAUGGAGACAUUAGACGAAACGGACUUCAGGGCGCGCUUCAGACUCACUAAGAAAGCUGUGAUGUUUGUGUAUUCAAUUAUUGAGAAAGCAAUAUCUGUCCCUACAGAAAGGAAUUUGGCUAUAAAGCCAAUUAAUCGUCUACUGCUAACAUUGAGGUUUUACGUGACGGGAAGCUUUCUUACAGCAGUAGGUGAUUUCUCUGGUGUAAGCAAAGCUUCUGCCAGUCGCUUUGUCUACCUGGUUUCACAAGCUAUUGCACGAUUGCGUGGGUUGUUUAUCAAAUUUCCAACCAACACUGGAGACAUCCAGCAAGAGUUUUUUAAUAUAGCUAAAUUCCCAAGGCUUAUUGGUGCUAUCGAUUGUACCCAUGUACCCAUAAAAUCUCCAGGUGGAAACAAUGCAGAAGAAUGGAGAAACAGGAAAUCACAAUUUUCUUUUAAUGUGCAAACUGUAGUGAGUGCAAAGUUAAGGAUCUUGGACAUAGUGGCUAGAUGGCCAGGAGCAGCUCAUGAUCAAACAAUAUUUAAUAAUUCUUUUAUAAAGCAACGACUUCAAAAUGGAGAAUUUAGAAACUGUAUAAUUGUUGGUGAUAGAGGAUAUGAAAAUACUUCAUACCUACUUACUCCACUACAAACUCCCAUGACUCCAGCAGAACAUCUGUAUAAUGAAUACCAAAUAAGAAGCAGAAAUGUAGUAGAAAGGACCUAUGGGGUUUGGAAAAACAGAUUCCCUAUUUUAUCAAAAAAAAUUUUGCUAUCUGUAUCUCGUGUACAGGCUGUAAUAGUGGCAUGUGCAGUGUUGCACAAUAUUGCAAUAGAUAUGCGAGAUGACCAUUUUGAAGCCAUCUACCCCGUGGGUGAGCCAGAUGAACACGAUGUUGUGAAUCAAAGUAGUCUAGGAAAUUUGGGGGAUGCAACAGUGCGAAGUAAUUUAAUUAAUGAUUAUUUUGCUUCAUUACUAUAAUAAUGACAGUCAUUUAUAGGCAUUUUGCAUUCCAUUAAUAUAGUAGGUUAUUAAAUGUAUUCUGUGUUAAAUAAAAAACGAUUUAUUUUUCAAAUUUAAAAA